This is a messenger RNA of Grus americana (Whooping crane), 2146 nucleotides long. RefSeq names its product Rh family B glycoprotein (gene RHBG). Gene Ontology annotation, biological process: ammonium homeostasis; ammonium transmembrane transport. Bases 75 to 1793 code for a protein of 572 amino acids. The record is from RefSeq and is a predicted model, not a curated record. Gene Ontology annotation, cellular component: plasma membrane. Gene Ontology annotation, molecular function: ammonium channel activity. NCBI's taxonomy places the organism in Eukaryota, Metazoa, Chordata, Aves, Gruiformes, Gruidae. The transcript is spliced from 9 exons.
UUUGCAGCCCCAGCGAGUUUCUCCUCGUGUCUCCCUGAUUUCAGGGGGUUCACCUGCCCCGGCCACCCCACGGCAUGCCUGAGCACACCACCGCCUCAAGGCUCCGGCUCUCCGGGCUGUGCUUCCUCCUCCAAAUCCUCACCAUCAUCCUCUUCGCCGUCUUUGUCCGGUACAGCCCCGAAGGCAGCCCCAGCCUCUGCUCCCAGCAGCUGAACUGCAGCUGGAAAAACCAGGACUCGGGUUUUCAGCACCCCCGUUUCCGGGAUGUCCACCUCCAAGCUCUCCUUGGCUUCGGGCUCCUGGUGGCCUUCCUCAGCCGUUACGGGCUGGGCAGCACGGCCAUCAGCAUCCUCAUCGUGGCCUUCGCCAUCCAGUGGGCUGUACUCAUCCAGGGAUUUUUAUACUUCUUCCUGAACGGCAAAAUUUACGUGGGAGCUCAGAGCAUGGUCAGUGCCGACUUCUGCACCGCAGCCAUUCUCAUCUCCACCGGAGCUGUUCUGGGCAGGGGAAACCCCGUCCAGAUGCUGCUGCUGACCCUGCUGGGAGUCACCCUCUUCACUCUCAAUGAAUACAUCCUGCUCAGUCUCAUGGGGGUAAGCGACAGCGGGGGCUCCUUGACCGUCCACACCUUCGGUGCUUAUUUCGGCUUGAUGGUUUCACGGAUUUUGCACCAGCCCCAUACGGACAAGAGGAAAGAGCAGCAGGACACGGGGCACCAGCCAGAUGUCUUUGCUGUGGUUGGAACCAUCUACCUGUGGAUCUUCUGGCCCAGCUUCACCUCAGCCACCACGGUCCGUCACAACACCGAGCCCUGGGCAGUGCUCAACACCUACUUCUCACUGGCGGCGAGCACCCUGGCCACCUUUGUCCUCUUGCCUGUCCUCUACGAGGAGAGCACCCUGCAGAUGGUUCAGAUCCAGGAUGCCACCUUGGCUAGCGUGGCCAUGAUGGGCAUGGCUGGGGAGAUGCUGGUCACCCCCUUCGGGGCCCUCAUUGCGGGGUUUCUGGCUGGCCUGAUCCCCCCGCUUGGCUUCAGAUUCCUCACGCCCGUCCUGCGCUCCAGGCUGAAAACCCAGGACACGUGUGGGGUUCACAACGUCCACGGGCUGCCGGGGAUCCUGGGCGCCUUGCUGGGGACACUGCUGACGGCGCUGGCCACUGCAGAUGCUUAUGGUGGCAGGCUGGAGCUUGUGUUCCCACUGGUGGCCCAGGGCAGCCGGACGGCCACCGACCAGGCCCUCUGCCAGCUCUGCGCCCUGCCCAUCACCCUGCUGCUGGCCACGCUCGGUGGCUUCCUCACCGGUGGCCGAGGAAGGAUGCGACCGCGGGGCGAGCAGAAAGGAGCCGGGUACCAGCACCUUGGUCUAACGACCCCGACCCCCCCGGUGAGGUCCUGCACCACCAGGCUCGACCUUCUGCCAGCAUCGCCGGUGCCGGGCAGCUGCUGGCAGCCUGACCUUCCCAGCAGCCAGGCUUGUCCCCGUGUGGAGCCAGGUCCUGGUCCCAAAGGUUUUGGGAGUAGUCGGGUGCCCACGGGCCUUCGCAGGGUGAAGAGAUGCUGCAGUGAUACGGGCGCUUGCUGUUGGAGCGAGCCCACUUGCUCCAGGGACACCUCAGCGUGUCCAGACUUGGCUCGGCCACUUUCCCUCUCUGCUCUGUGCCUCAGUUUCCCCAUCUACUGCUCUCGGAAGACAGGAAGGCGAUGGGGGGAGGCUGUGUCGGGGACGGGGCAUACCAGGCUCCACAGAAAGCAGCAGAGACUUUCUACAGACACUUUUGCACACAACUAUUAAAACACGUAGAUCUUUUGUAGCCAGUGAACUCACACGGCACCUGCCCAGCUUUGCCGGCUGAGUUUCCUUCAGGUUUCUUUCCAGGGGGGAAAGCAAAGCCCCCAGGAUGCCCCAGGAUCCCCCUUCACCCCAAAGUCUGAUGCCCAUGCAGUGGGUUUCAGGGGUUGCUCCAUCCUCGUCCCGUGCCCCCCCCGCUCCCCCGAGGGGGUACCCCCUGGAGCCUUGGCCACCAGAGGGUGCGACAGCCCAGAGCAGCCAGCACCCAGGGGUGAGACCAGGGUGACAGCGGGGUCCCCAGCACAGGGGUGACCCCUGCCUUCCCCUUACCGCUCAUCACCUUGCACUGGGGUCAA